Ochlerotatus camptorhynchus is the source of this 4657-nucleotide messenger RNA. RefSeq lists its product as uncharacterized. Gene Ontology annotation, molecular function: cytoskeletal adaptor activity. The coding region runs from base 1052 to 4054 and encodes 1000 amino acids. The transcript has 6 exons. Lineage: Eukaryota; Metazoa; Arthropoda; Insecta; Diptera; Culicidae. The record is from RefSeq and is a predicted model, not a curated record. Gene Ontology annotation, cellular component: apical cortex. Gene Ontology annotation, biological process: asymmetric cell division; establishment of mitotic spindle orientation; regulation of asymmetric cell division.
UAUCGCGGCCGGUCGUUCGUUCGUUAGUUUGUCGGUCCGUCCGCCUAGGUUCAGUAUGUUCCAAUGUUUACUCGCACGUACAGGUCUUCUCUCAUUCGUGGAUAGUUCCUAGCGCGUAAAGACGUGGUUUAUGAAUAUUCCUAACCGGCGUGGUUCAAAUUCCUGAGAGUAUUUUUGCCGUGCAAAAAGUGCUACUGAUGGUGAAUUUUCUGGUGUUUGAGCCAAGACAAAUUGCUUAGCUGACACCGGACCCCUGCAGGGACGACGAGGACAAGGUCGUGCAAUUCACGGAACCUGGUGAGACACUGGCAAGUACCGCACGUCUUCACUCCCAGCGGGUUGGCGUCUGUUGGCGCGUGGAAUUUUGUGGUUGUGAAAUUGGAGUUUACGAGCGGUUGUGCAUGAAAUUUCUCAGAAAACCGCGGGUAGAAAAUUGGAGCAAAAAGUGCCGGUGUUUUUCAUGAUGGUGCAACAUUACGUAUAACGUCACACAACCGAGGGUGAUAAGAGAAAGAGUCGUCGAAUGCGUUGUGCAUGCGAAUGGUGUGAAUGUGAAUAUUGAAGAUCUUCGUCUCUGCGGGCUUUGGCCUACUAUGAUGCUCGGUUGGUGAAGUGGUGAAGAGUGAAAAGAGAAUCAAUGGAAAAAAAUCGUUGUGCAAAUUGCUUAAUGAGCCAUCAGUGAUUGUGGUCGUCGUCAGUCGACAUAUAUAUUUUUUUUUUGUGUCAUCCAGACCCAGUGAGCGAGCGGCAAGUCUGUGAAUGUUCCGUGACAUAAUAAUCAAUCAAAUUGAAAGCGCGGUUGGAAAAAGGAAAACGUCGGAAGUUCUGCUGGUGAAGACCGGGGUCACCGCAGUUUGGUUGGUAGUCAGGCAGACAGUAGAGUUAUUGCAUAUCAUUAGCACAGAUUUCGUCCAUUGUUGUUGUCAUCAAUCAACGGGACUUUGGAGCGAGCGGCGGGAAUCAACUGAGGAGUCAGACGCUGGAACAAAGGUUCUCUGGAUGUUGGAUCUGAUGCUGGCGGAAUAAACUCAACAAAUCCCUAUUUUCAAAGAUGUCACGUUCGAACUUUCAACGCUCCCAGAGUCGAGUUUGGUAUGGCAACGGUAACAGUGUGCCAGAUAAUCCCUUCUACGGGGAUGCCCUCGCCAUGGGUAGUGGAUAUUAUUUUCACUACAAUCAACUGCAGGGGCGGCAGCCUUCGUCACUGAGGCCUUCGCAGCCGAGCAGUUUUCAGGAUUUGGAGGAGGAAGAGGAACUGCUGGUGCAGACGACGCCCGAAAAGCAAAUCAAUGGCAAUGUGAACACCAGUGCCGGUAGCACCAACAGUAGCGGAUCUGCCAGGAGUGGCAGCACAGUUUGGAAUGAGGCCAACCGUCAGGGCAGCCCGGCUAGUCACAAAAGUCAGGACUCUGGAUUUUCGGACACAGAACUCUCACCGAACAUGCCAUCGAUAAAUAGCAAUACCAGCUCAAAUAGUAAGAAUUUCAAUGAAUCCUCACCGGACAAAUUGACACCAAAGAGAACCAUCAACGAGCAGCUCUUCCAGCGAUCGCCUUCCAUCUCCAGUGAAGUGUCCACCCCACCGACCGUAAUUCGACGACCUGCGCCGGAGAUAACUCGCGAUGAAAUUACCGCACGACGAAUAUCGUACAGUGAACCCCACUCGCCAACGCUUUCUCCCGCAGAUCCAUGCGAGGACCUGGUGUCCAAAAUAGAUAGCCUCAACUUUGAUAAUACAUCGCCCCUCGACGGUAGUCAACUGAGCGGGAAGUUCAAUACCACCGAAGAAGAUGGUUGCCCAUCGUCGACGGGACCUUCAUCGCUGUCGUCAUCUUGCCACUGUCCCACUCGAAGCAGUGGAAGUUCCCUCAAGCGUGGUCGAGUCAUAACCAAAUGCAGUCGAGUUAAGCGAAACCUCAACCACCAGUUGCGAGACUCCGAAGAGGAGAUGAUCUCGCUGGAUAGCAGUGAGCUAACGAGCAUCCUUAACCAAACUCUAGCGCAGGACGUCAGUCUGUCGGCGUUGAAAACUCCAAAAAGCAUCCUCAAAUCACCCCCAUCCUACAACAACGAAACCGUAUUCCUUGGGUACGUUUCACCCGACCGCAACAACAAUCUCCGCUCGAAAUGCGGCGAUAAUAUUCCCACCCGGGACAAAGAACUCCCCUCCUACGCUGAACUCUACCCGAACGGGACCUCAACUCCCAUCAUGUACCCACCAAAGUUCUACCGCUCACUCCCCCCAACUCCAACUCGAACGCAACGCAGUCCCGCCAAGCUACGUCCCACCAAGCUGAUCGACAACUUCUACGAAGAACCUGACCCAGACCCGAACCAUCGUCUCUCCUCCAAAGCCGAACUGACCUUCACCGAGUACGACAACCCUCUGCUCAAUGGGCACACCCCCGCCGUCCAAUCGUGGCUCGACGGACUCAGGUUUUCCUACCAAAGUGAAGUCAUGUCCAUCCUGCAAACGAAAUCGAUCAGCGUGGAAGCCACUCGGAACAUCAAGAUGACUUCGGCAACCGCGGUGAAACUGAUCCGCCAUCUCCAGUCCAAGGUCAUUUCCCUGCAGGGAGAAUUCGAGAAGGUCGAAAAAGUGUUCGCCUCAAUCAAACGCUACCAACAGCAACAGGAGGAAGAAGACGAAGACGACGAGAAGGAGAUCUACCAAAAGGCGGCACCGUUGGUGCAGAGCCUGGCUGCCAACAUCUAUGAAUUCAUUCAGAAGCAGAAAUCAAACGACUACUUCGGGAAGGAUUCGACGGAGCGGGUGGAUCUGAAAAAGUUCCAGGAGAACAGUCAAUCGCUGGUCGAUAUGACGACGGAUCUGAGGAUUGCGGCAGCCAAUGGGGAGGAUUUCGACUACCGAUCGGUGGAAGAGGAAGUCCAGAUCAUCAAGCGGUACUUCCUGAUUACUAUUCGGUUGAUUUUCAAAAAUUUGGUCAAGGUGAUCGUCGACACGAUCGAGGACUCCAAGUGUGAUUUGAUUCUGCGGUCGAAUCUGAGCUACGUUUCGAUGCUGUCCAAUUUGGACUUCCAAGGGUUGGCUUCGCUGAACGAUGCCUUCAUCUCGAAUGGGACGGUCCGGGCACUGUUGAUCGUGUGCAUUGAGUGCAAGUUUUCGUCGAUCAGGGCGUUGACUUUGAGAGCUCUGGCAACGGUGUGUUCGACGACGGAAACGAUAAGGCAGCUGGAGAAGGCGGACGGGGUGGAGAUUCUGCGGGAUAUUCUGGCCGAUCAGAAGUCCAACGAGCGGAGCGAGCCGGAAUUCCGGGAGGCAGUGUCGGUGCUGACGCAGAUUACGGCUCCCUGGCACGGGGAGGACCACCGGAUAGACGGGCUGAGGCAGCAUGUGCACGCGAUCGUGGAAGCCGUCACGGAGAUUGUCGAUAAAACAACCUGCUGUCAGACGUUGCUAUUGUGUUCCGCGUGCCUCAACAAUCUAACCCGCAUCGAGGCCACUGCCGUCUACUCGCUGAUGUCCCACGAAGCUGCCGGGAAGCUGAAGGCGGCCGCCGACCGACGAGGACCCGGUGCAUCGAUAUUUCUCUUUGAGCAAAUCACCUCGAUGCUGUACAACAUGUCCUCGAACAAGAAAUCGCACCAGCACCUGACCGGCCGCCCGUUGGUGACCUUCCUCACCGGAACCUUCAAUCAGAAGUUUUACGAACGAAUGGACAGCCGCGUGGAAACCGAAGCCCAGCGCAAGACAAUCAAAAACAUCCUCCACGUCCUGUCGCGGCUCGUCUCGAGCGGUGCCAUUGGAUGCCACGACGAACUGCUCGAGUCGACAAUAGUGCCGAUUUUUUCCCGCUUCGAGCGUACCCUGGACGAUCGGAACGAGCACUUUCGGGACAUUUCCCAAUUGAACCGACGACUGAAUGAGAGCCUAUCCGGUGCCGGUGCUCCGAGGGCGACUCCUCCACCGCCGCCGCCGCCGCUUUCGAUUGGGACAACCGCAAAUCCGUACAUAACAAGAUUAACCAUCGAACGGCAACCCAACGGGGGCAUCAUUAUGCUGGACAACAACCGCCAGGAGAGUUACGUUUGAUGAGCAUCGAAUUGCUGUGUGUGUGUGUGUAUGUGUGCAAGAUUCGAUAAGCUCUUAAUGCGAUUGACUUGUGUGGGGCUGAAAUAAAUCAGUCUGCGGUGUAGUGGCAGCCUUAUCAACGGAACUAGUUGAUACACCGCUGAAUUGUAACCGAGAGGCCUACCCGUUUCACAGAAGUCAAUAAAUUAUUCAUGAUUUGGAUAAACGCGAAUUGUAUACGACUAUAGUGAUGAACUACAUCCAACUGAUCAGUGGUGCCCUUGAGGUGGAAAAUUGCAACAAACAAGCCAAUUUGUGCCCGAGAGUUGACUGGGAUGGAUGCUGGGAGGGUGAUUACGAUAUUUACAUAUGCCAGUGCCAAAUAAAUUGUGCGUCGUUAGAAGCGACGACAGCGGAAUAACAUUCAUUGUAGGAAUACUUUACCGUAGGUGCCAUAGCCAUGUACCCGUGUUGGAGCGUGUUGGAUUAUGUAAAGGACAUAAUUUAAGGCUAAGUGAAAGUAGUUUUAAGGAUCAGAUUCAUUAAUAUAUGCGAGUAUUUGGUAGACUUUAUAGUGACAUUACAGCGAUGUGGCUCGAAUCACAUCAGGGUUCAACCGAAUUG